Messenger RNA from Fusarium redolens, 711 nucleotides. Its product is annotated as HAD-like domain-containing protein. NCBI's taxonomy places the organism in Eukaryota, Fungi, Ascomycota, Sordariomycetes, Hypocreales, Nectriaceae. The coding region runs from base 1 to 711 and encodes 236 amino acids. The transcript has 2 exons. The record is from RefSeq and is a predicted model, not a curated record.
AUGUCACCACCAUCGCCCAGUACAAUCUCCACGAUGGAGUCUCAACCUGUCACCAUGGUAUUCUUCGAUCUUGACAACACAUUAUUCGAUCAUAAACACUCUCUAUACCAGGCCAUGUCCGCCGUACGACAUAUAUCGCCGCUCCUUCAUGAUAUCCCGUUGAAGGUGCUCAUCGAGAAGUACAACGAAGCACUUAAUCAUGCCUACGACAGAUAUCUCCGAAAUGAGACAGCAUACGAGGAUCAAGAUGCAGAAAAAAAGAAUCGAAGCGCUAUGCCGGGAAGUAUCCGGACCCUGACUAGACUUCGGGAGAAUGGUUAUCGCACUGCUAUUAUCACGAAUGACCAGACCGACAACCAGGUGGAGAAGGCUAGAGCCAUUGGUGUGUUAGAUCUCGUUGAAUGCAUCACCACAUCCGAAGAAGUUGGCCAUCCCAAGCCUGAUGUCAGGACCUUCCAGUAUGCUUUGGAAAAGCUGGAGGUGAAACCAUAUUGCGCGUAUAUGGUUGGCGAUUCUGUCGAGGCUGAUAUCAAGGGUGCUAUUAAAGCGGGAAUAACGCCUAUUCUGUACGCGCCUUCUUCCAACAGCUCAUUGGAAGUCUUGUUUGAGAGGGAAGUUCCGGUUAUUCGCCAUUUUGACCAGCUACACAUGGUUUUGGUGCUCCCGUUGAAAACCAUCUUGAACCGAGUUUCCCCACACCGAGACAGAUGA